ACUUUUUAUACGAAUUGCAACCCUCAAUACUCCGCAAUGAGUGAAGAAGGUUUUUUUCCUUGAUUUUUAUAUCUUUUAGUAUAGACUCAUAAUUUUUCAAGCUCUGUUACAACUCCAUUAAACAAAAACUUAGUGAUUUUCAAUGCUAUUUGACAAAUAGCUACGAUGUUGCAAAUCAUAUGUUUGCGUCAGGUGAAACUUAUUAUCGCUCACAUGACUAGUAAUACUUUUACCUUUCAGAUCUACCAGAGACUGUCACUCUAUUAAAAGGACCUCAUCAAAACACUGUCUAUUUGAUUGGUACGGCGCAUUUUAGCGAAGAAAGUGAAAGAGAUGUUAUACAAACGAUUCAGAAAGUUAAACCAGAUGUCAUCGUCCUAGAACUAUGUGCAAGCAGACGGCAUGUUCUGAGUAUGGAUAAAGAAACUUUAUUAAAAGAAGCUUCAGAGCUAACUAUAGCUAAAAUUCGAAUGAUAAUUAAGUCGAAUGGCACUGUACCAGGACUGCUCCAUAUAGUACUAUUAUGGUUAUCGGCUCAUAUAACCAAACAACUUGGAAUGGCUCCAGGUGGAGAAUUUCGAGCUGCUGUUGUUGCUGCUAACGAGCUGGAAAACGAAUGCAGGAUAAUUUUGGGUGAUAGACCUAUAAAUAUUACUAUCAGUCGUGCCUUAGCUGCCCUUAAUUGGUGGCAACGACUUAAACUUUUAAUAAGUGCUGUAACAAGUUCAAGAGAGGGCAUUUCUAAAGAAGAAGUUGAACGUUGUAAGAAGAGCGAUGUAUUAGACGAUUUGUUAUUAGAAGCAGCAAAAUCAAUGCCACAGUUUACUCAUGUUCUUCUAAAUGAGAGAGAUGAAUACCUAUCCACCAGCAUAGCCAAAGCUUCAUCUAUCGCUAACGGUUCAAUAGUUGCUGUUGUAGGCAUUGGCCAUGUAAAAGGCAUAGUAAAAAAUUGGUUGAAAUAUGACGAUUGUAGUCAUUUAUUAAGUAUUCCAACGAGAGAGUCUUCGUUAUUAAGCAAAACUUUGAAAUGGACGUUAUACCUUUCUUCAAUAGCUGCCGUGAUAUUUACAGUAAAAAGAGUGGUUAAUGGUAAAAAAAUAUUCAAUUAAUUCUUUUCAUAAAAGAAAAAAUUUGAUUAAGAUCUUGUACCUUU
This is a messenger RNA of Dimorphilus gyrociliatus, 1153 nucleotides long. The record is from the annotation of a GenBank genome assembly. Lineage: Eukaryota; Metazoa; Annelida; Polychaeta; Dinophilidae.